GCGGCGGGUGAACGCCUUUGCUCCUCAAUCCGCAAUACUAUCGUGGAAACCUAUGUGAAAAUGCUUUUUUAAAUACUGUGCGUUUCCAUUUUUAAAUUUCCCGCCAUAUUCGAAUUUAUUUGUAAAAGGAGCAGAUUAACAUCGAUAAUUUGGGCGGAAGGUGAAUCUCGUCUAACAUGACCUAGUGCCCCAUGACUGUGGCGCACCCCUUACGAACGCGCUCGCCGACCUGACACGCACACAACGACGAUCAGAAUGCUGCCUCGCUGGGUUGUGUGGUGCUGCGUGGUACUGCUAGCGCGACCGGCGCACCCACAAGGCGCACAACAGUGUCCUGCGCCUAAUGCGAUCGCGCCUUGCACCUGCUCGGUCAAGAAGAAUGGCCUGGAUAUCCUCUGCGAGUUCACUGAACAGCAGCACAUCCAGAAGGCGAUGAAUACGCUGCGCUCGAAGCCAAUGAUAAUAUUUUACCUGAAACUUCGUCAUAACAAUUUGGCAAAACUUCCCUCAUACAUAUUCCUCGGAUUGGAUAUACGACAUUUGACUGUUCACAACAGUACCCUGGCCGUUAUUGAAGAUUCAUCUCUGAGCUCUAUUGGAAACAAGUUAACACAGCUGGAUGUUUCUCAGAAUAGAUUGGCGACCAUACCGACCUCGUCCUUCACUCAUUUGAACCAUCUAUUAAUUCUGAAUAUGAAUCACAAUAAGGUGACCGCCGUUCAUAAUAAAGCUUUCCUGGGUCUGGAUACAUUGGAAAUUUUAACCCUCUACGAAAACAAGAUUUCUGUUGUUGACGGCGAAGCUUUUAAAGGAUUAGAAAAGAAACUAAAGCGUCUGAACUUGGGCGGGAAUGAACUUACGGCGGUUCCGCAGAAAGCUCUCGCAUUACUGGAAAAUUUGAAGAAACUCGAGAUGCAAGAGAAUCGGAUUACAUCUAUUUCGGAGGGUGAUUUCGCUGGUCUGAGGAGUCUAGAUUCUCUAGGAUUAGCCCACAAUCAGUUACGAGAGGUACCAGCCCAAGUGUUCUCACAUCUCAACUUCCUGAACUCUUUGGAACUUGAAGGAAAUUUGAUUCAACGUAUUGAUGAAAAGGCCUUUGUCGGACUCGAAGAAAACUUACAAUAUCUACGUCUCGGUGACAAUCGGCUCCAUGAGAUUCCGUCGGAAGCACUUCGGCCAUUGCACCGUCUUCGCCACUUGGAUCUUCGCUCCAAUAACAUCACUUACAUCAGUGAAGAUGCAUUUACAGGCUACGGCGACUCGAUCACAUUCCUUAACUUGCAAAAGAAUAUGGUUCAUCAACUGCCAACAAUGGGUUUCGACAAUCUCAAUUCAUUAGAGACGCUGAAUCUGCAAAAUAAUAAGCUGCAACACAUCCCCGAAGAGAUCAUGGAGCCGAUACUGGAUACGCUGCGAGUCGUUGAUAUUAUGGAUAACCCUCUAAUUUGCGACUGCGAUCUUGCAUGGUACGAGGCCUGGCUGUCCGGUCUCAGAGACAGGGACGACGAAAUGAUGCAAAAAAAACGAACUGUCUGCACCAUGGCUAACGAGCACCGAGAGUACAGCGUCGCUAAAAUGCCACUCGAGAAAAUGAACUGCAAACGAAAACCAGGUUACGGGCCAUCGAGCGCUUCGAACACUUGUCCCAUCUUUGUAAUCAACUUCAUCGUUCUCGCUGCAAGAGGUCUCUAGUAAGUCAAUUUAUCCCUAAUCUAAUCCUUUCAUUUAGGUCCCGCGAAGUGCCAAAUCGGCCUAGCUGUGGCCGGAUAGACCGAUACGCGCACUUCGCAAAAGGUGAUCAAUGUGUGCAAUAAACAUAUACAUAUCAAUUUUUGGGCUGAAUAUUGUAGUCUUUUGGAAUGGCAACUUGUGAUAUGAUGGCAAGUUUUUGCGAGUGAUACAUUUUUACUGCGUGUUGUACGCCUUAUGUAGUGAACAACUAAGGAGGUUGUCUAAAUCGGUGUUAUGUGGAGAUUUGUGAUGCCAUGAGCUAAACUGUCGCGUUUUUCGUCACAUUAAUUCCAAAUAUAAAUCUUCUUGUAUUUUUUAUCAUUUACUCCUUUAUAAAUUUAUCGUAAGCUUUUGUGCAUUUACCAUGUUGACUAUUACGAUAUCGUAUUAUAUCUAAGUACCCUAGGGGCUCAAGAAUCUUGACAUACCCUCUUAAUUAUAAAAACUAAACUCGGAUGAUUACAACUGAAUGCGUCUUCUAUUGACACAGAGUGAAUACAAUUUGAAAGACAAGGACAAGAACAUUAAUUUGUUUUGUAAUUUUACUAAUUUAGUUUUUAUAAAUAAGUGGGUAGACAUUUAAAAUAUUUACCUUCAAAUUGCGCUACCUCUUGUUUAUUCAUUAUGUUUAAGAGCCCCAUGUUCUUGAUGUAGCUUAGAAUUAAAUUUGUAGGUAAGUGUUAGAUAAUUCUGAGUAAAUUAUAAUUAUUGCUGUUGAUAGGUUAAAAUUAUGUAGCUUAUAAAAGUUAUUCGUUACCACGCUAAUCUUGCGCCAAAGUUUCGGAAAAUUUACAGCGUGAUUUAAUUUUCUUAUUAUGUUUAAGCUUUAAGACACUCAAUCGCUGAGGUUUUCAGUUCCUGAAUUUAUUAGUUGCAUAGUUAUUUUUGUAUUAUUUCACUAAGCAUAAUUAACUAGAUGAUAGAAUAGUAAUAAAUGUGACUGCAAACGAUGAAAGUUUAGUAAGACACUGAUGUUUGCGGACGUUUGUCAAAAUCAAAAUUUAAAUAAAAUUUCACGUGAUAAUCGUAACAUAUCCCCUAGUCUGAUAAAAAUUUAUAUGAAUAUUUCGAUAUACAAGUGUUGAUUCGAGUAGAAAAAAUCAUAUAGCGUUUUCAGUAUAUAACACAAAAGCUCGAGCGAAUAUUUCCAAAUGAAAUUAUACAAAAGUGUAUGACGCCUGACAGACGCGAGAUUGAAUACCGAAUUUGUAUUCUUUUGACAGGCGUUUAUACAUAUAGUCAUUAAGAUAUAUUGAAUUUUAUUAUAUCGCACUUUUAAAUCAGUAGCACCAAGAGCGGAGUCAAAGUAACCUGAUUAGUGUAAUCAAUUCGUAAAUCGAUUUUGCAUGUUUAUUCGUAAUUCCAGUUUUUCGAUAUCUAAAUGUCGUGUUUAUCUGUAUAAGGAGAUGUCGACUAUAUGUCAAGUUAAAUUAAUCUCCUAAUCUGACGCAAGUUAAAAUACUCAAAUAUUAUUUCACAUCCCAUGUACGUAUGAAUUAGUAAGAGCAAUUUGUAAUGAUUGCAAAUCUUAAAAAGUUCGUAGGCGCACAAUUUGACGUCGUUCUCAAUCGAUGCACCGGUGCAUUGUACUCUGAAAUCACUCUUAUUCAGAAAUUAAAUCAGUCUAUCACAUUGUUUUACUAUUUAAAACAGUGUAAUUAGAGUAAUUUAGUUUUAAAGCAAAAUUUGAAAUUGCGCUAAAGUAAGUCAUCAAAUUCCUAAUGGACCUUAAAUUGCAUAUCAAUUAGAUGUAAGAUUUAUAUAUAUUUAGUCGUCUAUCGUAUAUUCACUGUUAAUCAUUGUUGUGAGCGCUUAAAUAUAUAAAUGUGUGUUAUAUGUGUGUGUUCCUUGAGCAAUAAAUUUUAAGAACCGAAUACAAAACCCAGUAUUCAAAUAUAUAUUUUGUGAAGG
Molecule: messenger RNA, 3642 nt
Organism: Pieris rapae (cabbage white)
Lineage: Eukaryota; Metazoa; Arthropoda; Insecta; Lepidoptera; Pieridae
Product: slit homolog 1 protein
Exons: 11
Coding region: 256-1692 (478 amino acids)
Cellular component (GO): plasma membrane
Molecular function (GO): protein binding
Source: RefSeq, a predicted model, not a curated record